Molecule: messenger RNA, 6128 nt
Organism: Diatraea saccharalis (sugarcane borer)
Lineage: Eukaryota; Metazoa; Arthropoda; Insecta; Lepidoptera; Crambidae
Source: the annotation of a GenBank genome assembly
CAAUGUUAGUGUAAACGAAAGUUUGUUUCGAGUGUUGUUUACACGAAAAUAUCAAAGCGUAUUCAGUAUGUGGAAACAAAACCUAGAUUACGGCUGCAGAUAACUUUUUAUAAUAUUCUCAUUAUAUAGAUAGAUUAUUAUAUAGACAAAAUAUAUUAAAAAAAGAAACAUUCAUAUAAUGAGUUAAAAUAUAAAAUUAGAUGUGUAAAUAAAUGUAAGUUUUCAAAAUUACCCGCUAAAACGCCAACUUCUGUCAUGACGUUGCUAUGACAUCAUAACCCUCUAAAACUAUUAUCGUUCUAUUAAGCAUACAUAAGGUUUAAUUCUCUAACAGCCGAUUUCUGAAUUGAGAAAAACACAAAAUCUCAACUGAUUAUUCUCUAUAACUUGAGUUUUUUUACGUUUCAUAUGGCAAAAAGUCUUAGUUUUAUCAAAUCGCUAUCAACUGAUCAUUAAAAAAAUAUAAAUCUGUAAUGAAAACCAUGACUUUUAAAAUGGUUUUUUGCACGUUUGAGACGUGCUCAGCUUCAAAUUGUCAAUUCAGAAACCGAGUGUUAGUUUUGAUAUUAUAAGAGGGGCAUGACGUCACACGUCAGCGGUCAUGAGACAACGAGUAUAAAAUAUUUUAAUUUUUUAAUAUGUUAGUUAAAAGGCACGGAACUGACUAACCUUCCAGCAAAAAUCGACUUUUGCUAGAGUCGCUUUCUAGUGAGGUGAUUUUAGUGCUUUCUUUUUUUUUAAUACUUUCUCAUUAAUUUAAGUAAUAUAAUAAAGUAUAAAAGUGUUAUUAUCGGCAACAGUAUAUAAAACAUUACCAGAAAAAAUAAAUAAUAAGUAUUUAUUUUCGUUUGCUGUCUACUCCCGUAUUCUGUAAAAUAUUUAGAUCAAACAAAUGCUCAUAGCUCACGUGUAAAUUCUGUAACUGGUAGUGCCUCGUGCAUGUUCAACUUUUAACAGUUAAAAUAAUAAUACUCAAAAUUAGGAAGAGAAGUUAGUGGGCGACACAUUUAAUGCAACUUAGAUACCAGUUAAUGUUGGUGAUACAAAGACUAAUAUACAAGAAUAAGAUGAAAAGAAAUUUAUGUUAUUUUUUAUUGAUAUCAAAACAAAUCACUUGAGUUCCGAGGAGAGAGCUCUUCUAUAAGUGUUUCAAAGAAUCUUUAUGAAUACAGAUGGAUAACGAAAGUAUGCUCUAAGAUUGUUUACAAUAAAAAUAUGGAGUUAGGAUACCAUGACCAUUCGCUUGUCUGAUGUAAAUCGGCCUUUAGACCAAAGAGUGGUAUUAAUUUAAAUGGGUGCACAUGUGCACAUUGUAUUACAACCAUAUAUAAGAAAAAACACUCGAAAAGCAACAGAAACAACGAUGUUGUUAUAACAUGACGUAUAAAUGUGUAUUCGCCUUUAUGAUUUUUGCUUGAGACAUUUAAAAAAGUAGAUAAUGCACACGCUACACAUCAGGUUACCACAAUCUGUCAAAUUUUUCCAGUUGAUUUUAAAUUCUACACUUUUAACAUUAAAGUUUAAAAUAGACUAGAGACAUUUGACAGAUUUGUAUAUCUUGACGUGCUCUUGACUGUACUUCUCUAUGCCCGCCAUUGAUGUGAGUGAAUGUGAGUGAGACAAAUAAGACUGAGUGGGACAGACAAACAAAUACUUAUUUUAUUACUCUAUGUUUAUUGAAUGGGUUUUGGAAUUUGUAUUCUGUUCUGUAUUUGUCGUGUUUUUCUUUUCAUGUGAAAUAAUGAAUUGAACAAAUUUUCUGCAAUUUGUUGUGAUUUGGAUGUGUUGUUUAUAUAUAUGAGUAAUUUUUACCCUGCCAGUCUAAAAAAUCAGGAACUAUUGUUUAUCUAAAGAAAUCUGUCAUUCAUUGCUCAAAAACAAGUGCUUCAAUGAAAUCAUAAUGAAAAUAGUAAUCGACAUUUAUUAGAGAAGUUUCGUAUGUGCUGAUAUAUGUUAAGAAAGGAAAUAAAUCAUGCAGUCUACUUCAGAAGGUUGCAUGAACAUUGCUGAAUUGGCAAAUCAGCUCAGAAGAGAGAAAAUAUUUAUUAAUUCGGAGCGACAGCUGUUGCAAAAUCUUAACGAGGAGGUGGAGAAAAAGACUUUGGAGUUGCUGCAGGUUUCCUGGAUAUGCUUGCAACAGCGUCAGAAUUUAACGAACCUCAUUACAUCUAAAUGUGAAGCUGACUCCAUAGCCGCUUGUCAAAGAGCAAGUUCAUUGGAGAGAACUACAUUUGUGGAUGCUUACAAGGUCUUGAAAUACAAGGAAGCAGCAACAUUAGGCGAACUAUUAGGAUGGCUGCGGGACUCCCCACACUUGGUUGCACUGUGCCUACUGCUGGGAGAGGAGCAAAUGCCGCCCAGUUUACCAGCCUCUCUAGUCGCGGGUCUCUAUGGGAGCGCCCGGUCUACGUCAGAUAGGACCAGGCUUCUAGCUGUCAUACGAUCACUUAUAAAACAUCAAUUGGCUCCAUCUAGUGAUCCUCGGAAGUUAUUUCUAACGGGCAAAUGCGCGCUAGCAUCUCUGUAUGCAGUAUUCCGCGACAGUCACACGCCAGCGCGCCAGUUUCUCAUUGCGGCAUUACACGCGCCCGUGAUGGCGGUGCUGCACGAGGACGAAUUUUUUCUUGACGUUGACCCAGACAAAGCUAUGGAGAGAUUCUCGCCCGCGGACCGUUUGAAGAAGUUUGGCCAACCUAACGGCGCUGAGUACGCAGUCAAAGUGGCCCGUUACCGCAAGUGGACGGUCCAAUCGCUGUUCAAUCUGACGAGCAAGUUCUUGGCUUCGCUGCGUGAGCACUGGCCCAACUUCCCAUCCGCAAUCGCCUGGAUAGUGCAGCAGGUCGUGCAUCUACUCAAACAACAUUCCAGACCGAGUGACCGCGAGUUACAUGCGAUAUGUUCGGACCUCGUACUCCACCACUUCAUCUGCCCUGCGAUAUUGAACCCUGAAGCACACGGCGUCGUUGAAGUGCCCGUCUCAUAUAUAGCCAGAUUCAACCUCAUACAGAUAGCACAGAUCAUACAGAUGUUGUGCAGCGCGAGGUAUCAGGAGAAGCAGAUAGUGAAAGAGUUAUCUCAACAUAAGACUAAAAUAUCUAAGAAGAUAGAAAAUGAAAACAGUUUAAAUAAUGAAACUGAAGGCAAUCGUAUUGUUACACUAUUAGGAAGUCAAUCCUAUUAUGAUCAAAUCCAUGGUUUUCCAUUAGCGAAUACAGUUAACACUAUGGAAAAAGAGUCGCAGGAUGAUCAUGGUAGUACCACCAAAGCUCUAUUAGAAGAUAUUACUGUCAAAGAUCUAACCAAACAAAAUAGUUAUACAGGAAAUAUACAAGUAGAAGAUAAUAUACGAGUUGAUAUUGAAUUUGAGUCGACUGAGAAUACUGAAGGUGUGUCGAAUAAAGAAAAUUCAAGCUAUCUAUUUUUAGAAAAAGAAAACUCUGAUGACGAACAAAUAUCUACCAAUGAACAAAAUCACAAAGAAAAAUCAAUCUCUAUCAGCAGCAAUACGGAAAAAGAGUCACAGAAUGAUCAUGUCAGUACCGCAAACGCUCUAAUAGAAGAUAUUACUAAUAAAGAUCUAAACAAAGAAAAUAGCUAUCCAGAAAAUAAUAGUCAAAUGGAUGUUGACUUUGAGUUGACAUACAAUACUGAAAGACAAUGCAAUAAAGAAAACUCGAGCUACGAAAUUACACAAAAAGAAAACGAUAAUGACGAACUAACUUCUAAAAAUGAACAAAGUGACAAAGAAAAAGAACCUGAACUUAUUUCUUCCUUAACGGAAGUUAUUGCUGAGAGUGACAUGGAAUUGCUGAGGAAGUCUCUUGAAGUAGAUGAAGAUGACGUAGAAUCAGAGAAAAUGAAUAAUUCAAACGAAGUUCAAGUCAAAUCCAAAAAAAAGUACAAGAGAAGCAAACCAAAUAAAAGUUAUGUUGAUUUUCUAUCCGAAGAAGAGGAUUUUGCGUGGGAUUCCUCUUCUUGGGUGGAAAGUGGGGAUGAAUCUUCAUCGGAAGAAAACAAUAAACCUCAAAAAAGGAAAAGAAAAGUAAGAUCAGAAGAUGGUAAAGUGGGUGAAGUAGGAUUGAAAAAAAAGAGAAAGAAUAAACGCAAAGAAGCAAAAACCUUAAGAGAAAAAGGAAAAGAGUAUAUGAAAAAAGACGGAGGUAUUGUAAAUGCAAGAUUACUUAAACCCAAUCCAUGCAUUGGAAAAUCCUGUGGUAACAACUGCAGCAAUGUUUCAGAAGAAAAAAGAAUAAAUAUAUUUGAUUAUUUUUGGGGACUAUCAUCCCAAAGAAAAAAAGAUUGGCUAAUAGGCAUGACUGCUAAAAGUGACAUAAAACGUAAGAGGUCAAAGGAUUCUGCUGUGAGGCACAAUACGUAUUAUUACUAUAUUAACGAUGGUGAAGGCCGACGUAAGGUUUGCAAAAAAAUUCUAGUAGACACUUUGGAUGUUAGCCCAAAAUAUGUUAGUUAUACUUUAGCUAAUGCAUCGUAUGGAUUAUCAAAAGAGGAAGGCAGAGGCAAAACUAUCCCUAAAAAUAAAACACCUCCCUUGGUAAAGGAGUCGGCCAUUAAUUUUAUCAAAAGCUUACCAGCACUACCAUCCCACUACUGUCGUAAAGACAGUACCAGAUUAUAUCUUCCCACUGAACUUAAAAACAUAAAAAACCUUUAUAGGAUUUAUAAAGAGUCAAAAACAUCAGAAGGUAUAGACGUUGUUGGUGAAAAAAUAUUUCGUGAGAUUUUCAAAAAGGAGUUCAAUAUUGGCUUCCACGUCCCGAAGAAGGAUAAAUGUGUAAAAUGUUUACAUUUUGAAGAUCAGAAUGAAAAAGAAAAUUCUGAAAUGAUAAGUCAUUUAAAAGAAAAAAAGUCAUCAAAAGACAGAUUAGAUUUUCACCGUAAGCUAAGCAAGAAGAAUAAAACAAUGAUUUGUACUUCUUUUGAUCUCCAAAAGGUAUUGAAUACCCCACAUGGAGAGAAUAUGUUACUUUUUUAUUCUAGAAAAUAUGCAGUGUACAACCUUUGUUUUUACGAAAGUGGUACCAGAAAUGGCUUUUGUUAUACGUGGGGAGAAACCGAAGGCAAAAGAGGCGGCAAUGAAAUAGCUACAAUAUUACAAAAGUAUAUUGCUGAAGUGGAUUCACGUGGUUCAGUAACAAAUUUAAUUCUAUAUUCAGACUCAUGCCCGGGGCAGAACAAAAACAAAAUAGUUUUAGCCGCCCUACAUAACGCACUACUUCAAACGAAACAUAUUGAAACGAUACAAAUAAAUUAUCUGCUACCAGGGCAUACAGAAAUGACUGUCGAUAGCAUACACGCAACUAUCGAAAAUUCUGUUAGGAAUAAUACAAUAUGGGCACCAUCACAGUGGCCAACUGUUUUUCAGUUGGCUCGUAGAGAGCCCGCCCCAUAUUACGUAAAAACUCUUACUCACAACGAUUUCAUGAAUUAUGAAGAGUUUUCUGAAAAAUAUUUCAAAGGUAAUUUAACUGGUAAGAUAAGUAAGAUUCGGGUAGCAACAUUUAAAAAAUCGUCACCCAAUGUCAUGACUGUUAAAUACAGCAUGGAUGAAAAUGCAGAGACCGAUUCUAUAGCCAUAAUUUCGAGACCAAAGGUAGUACAGAGGAAGUAUAAAGUAUCUUUGCCAAUAACUACGGUGAAGUACAAAGAUCUUAAAAAGCUGUGUGAUACAGGGGUUAUACCCAAAAUUUUUCACCCAGAAUACACUAACUUUCCACACCGCGUUGGUAAAGAUGUUUUGAUAGAUACAGAUAUUGAGGAUGAGAUAGAAUGAAGAAUCAUUUUAUUUCUUAUUUCUUGAUAAUUAAAGAUUGCGAACUUUCUGUUGUGUUUUAGUAAAGAACUAUCUUUUAUUUGUGUUCUGACACGAUUGUUAUUUAAUUCAGCUUCUGAUUAUCAUUGGUUACUUUUAUGGUUACUUAUUAAUGUUUGAGUGCUACCCAUUAAUUUGAUUUGUUUACUGAUUGUUGUUAUUACGUUCGUUGUUUAAGACUGAUUUCGAAUAAAUUAUAAUUCAUAAAAAACUGUUUUUUGAGUUAUUUACAAACUGAUACCACUCACACAAAUAUCUUAAUGUCAUUAGACGUUGCUGAAUAAUUAUGGCCUAAGCA